AAACUCCAUGGAAGAGAUAAAAUAUAUUAGAUUUAGCCGAUUGGUUCGCUGGGGAUAGCGUGCGGAGAGAGAGAGAGAGAGAGGUGUGAUUCUUCUCAACCCAGAUUUCGAGCUCAGGUGUUGUGGUGGUUUGUUGAGUUGGUGAGGUGGUGGGAAUGAGUUCAAUGAGCAGGAGCAGGAGUCCGAGCCGUGACAGGAGCCGUAGUCGGAGCCCCAGAGACAGGAGAAUGAGAUCUGAACGUUCUUCUUUCCGUGAUGCUCCUUAUCGUAGGGGUGACCGUGAGCCACGCCGUGCUUUCAGCCAAACGAAUCUCUGCAAUAACUGCAAGCGACCUGGUCACUUUGCAAGAGACUGUCCUAAUGUCUCCGUCUGUAACAACUGUGGCCUUCCAGGGCACAUUGCAGCGGAAUGCACUGCAGAGUCACGGUGCUGGAACUGCAGAGAGCCAGGCCACGUAGCAGGCAACUGUUCAAACGAAGGAAUCUGCCACUCCUGUGGCAAAACUGGACACCGAGCGAGAGACUGCACGAACCCAGUUUCUCGUGCAGGAGACUUGAGGCUCUGCAACAACUGCUUCAAACCGGGGCAUCUCGCCGCCGACUGCACAAACGACAAGGCCUGCAAGAACUGUAGGACUUCAGGUCACAUAGCUCGUGAUUGCCAGAACGAUCCGGUCUGCAACAUCUGCAGCAUCUCGGGACAUGUUGCCAGAAACUGCCCAAAAGGGGACAGCAGUUACUCUGACCGAGAGAGAGGAAGCAGGGCUCGAGGCGGUGGGAUGCAAAGAGAUGGUUUUGGCAGGAUGGGCAGAGACGGCGGCAUGCAAAGAGAUGGUUUGAGCCGAGGGGGCAGAGAUGGCGGCGGCGUUGGCGCUAUGAUAAUAUGUCACAACUGUGGUGGCAGAGGACAUAUGGCUUAUGAGUGCCCAUCUGCUCGAAUUGCUGACCGUGGUUCCCGCCGUUACUGAUGUUCUUCAUUGUUCUUAGCUUUAUGUCUGGUGAUUCUAUAGCUUUGCUCUCUCGUUUUAGUUGCUACUUUUGUUGUUGUUUUUGGCUGUUGGAGUGAGUUGAAUGUGUUUCUUUUUGUGUGAAAUUUGAGACAUUGAUUGUGUUGUAUGGCAUUGAUUAGAUUCUUAGUUCUGAGUUUCAAGAAUCCAGUUUUAUUUUUAAUACA
Messenger RNA from Brassica rapa (field mustard), 1174 nucleotides. RefSeq names its product zinc finger protein GIS2. Gene Ontology annotation, molecular function: nucleic acid binding; zinc ion binding. NCBI's taxonomy places the organism in Eukaryota, Viridiplantae, Streptophyta, Magnoliopsida, Brassicales, Brassicaceae. The record is from RefSeq and is a predicted model, not a curated record.